AUGGACCCUACUCAGAGACUCAGGGAUUCUCUGGGUCUUCUUGAAGCGAUCAAGAGACGUAUCACUGGUGUUCCCGAACCAGUUGAGUCUCCAAAUCCCAUUGUGGAAUCGGUUGAUCCCAAAGUUGUUGAUGAUGCUCCCACUCAAGUAGUGGCCCCAGAAGAGCCUAUCCAUACCCAAGUUAACCUGCUGGAUGAACCCGAACACAAUGAGGAAAGCGAGGACGAGUUCAGCUUUUCCACCUCGAUGCUUGCGGUGAAUAAUGAUGAGACUCAAAAGCUCCCUCAGUUGCCCAUUAAUCACGCCGAGCUUGCCCCGCCACAAAAACCGCAGGCGACUCCAAUCGACGUCACACAACCAGUGAAUUCUACCGCUGAUGUCACUCAAAACGUAAGCCCUACAAUUGACGACUCAACUACCCAAGUUAUCGCUCCUCUCGCGGAAACUCAGGUAGUUGCAGAUGACGCGUCCAGCGACGAGAUCCCCGUUGAACUCACUGCUGAAGAACGUCAAGCUCGCAUCUUGGAGCUUGCUGCUAAACGUAGAGCUUCCCGGGAGCGGAUGCUUCAAGAGAUCCAACUGGAAAACGCCAAUGCCCAACCCAGUGAUGAUGACGACGACGAUGACGACCUUGAAAUCGAGCUGGCCUCAAAGGUGAUCACGCAGGCGCGUACCUCUACCAAACAACUCGAGGAAGCUGAAAAGUUCCUCGGUAUCCGCAAGCGUGCCCGAGAUAUCCGCCCUGACUUUGCUCCCGUGGCUAACCAAGCUAAACAAUCAUUGAUGGCAGGUUUCGAUGACAGUGACAAUGAUGAUGAUAAUAUGAUGCAAAGCCAAAGCCGUCAAUUGGAACUGACCCCUAACACCUCACCCCAACAACCUGAACAAUCCAAGCUUGCCCUGUCACCUCGCGAAGUGGGGUCCGACCCUAUCACUCGGUACUUGGAUCUGGUACGUGCAUUCUCUUCCGCUGAACCUCCUAGUGAGCUUGAAUUGGAUGAUAGCGAGUCAGACAGCAUACCGUCCCUUAGAAAGGAUCAAGAGCUUGAAAUCAAAUCGAAAUUUCUGAGGCGGAUUGUAGGCGAAGAUUCUAAGGGCAACAAAAUCCCCGUGAGUGUGAGACGUCUUGUACCUACUGACCGCAAACAAAACAUAAACAAAGUCAUUCUUGAUUUGCGGAAAACUACUGUCAAUCAAAUCGAAGAGCAGCGCAAGGCCGAUCCAAACUACGAAAUCCUCGAGGAGAUUGAGAGGGAUGAGGCGAUGAUGGGCAGUUUAUUGGAGCAAGAAAUUGAGCGGAAUCAAGCCAUCAGACGUAAAGAGCGGGCGAGGGCAAGACGGAGACAGCGUGCUGCCAACAACGACAAUGAUGAAGAGGAGGCUGCUGUCAGUGACGUUUCUGUUGCUGAUUCGAUUUAUAGCAGUGACAACAUCGAGGAAAGCGAAGGCGAAGCCGUUGACCAUAGCAGUGAUGACGAAAGUGAGGAUGACCAACUUCAGAUUGGCAGCCUGCAGUCACGCAAGGACGAUGCAUUUAUGUUUGAAACAAACUCCGCCAAUGACACCGACUCGGGUCUGAAAGGCAUUGUCCCUAAGGGUCAAACCAAGCCCUUGAUGGCGGACCACGACCACAAAACUUCCGAAGAUGAUGAUCUGAUCCUGAGUGCUCAUGACAGAUCGGCAGAAUUAGACGCCCCUGCUGAUGCGAACACCUCCAUCCUUACCUUCAGUGACCUCAACACGCUGGAAAUCGGGAUUGAGCCGACUCAAGUUGACCCUACCCAAAUGGAUGUCGAUCUGGAGGAUGAAGAGGUGAUCAAUCCAGCAUUGCUUAAGCGUGGUCGCAGAAAGAUUGCUGCUGCUGUGGCUGCGGUUGGUGCUCCUGUGGAAACUAUUGAGGAGGAAGACGAUGAGAUCGAUGAGGCUUCCAGACAAGAAAUGUUGAAGCAACAGGCUGAAGCUUAUAAGAAAAAGAUUCGCAAACAGGAAUUGAAAGAGCGUAAGCGACGCAAAGCACUUGAACGCAAUGCCGGAGUCAAAGAGAUUUUGAACAACGAAGCCGUUGAAUCCGAAGACGAAUGGCAAGGUAUUGGUGGUGCUGACGGAGACUUGCUGGACGAUGUGAACUCAGAAGAUGAGAGAAUGAUUGAUGACGCCCUUGAUCUUGAUCUCAAUGACGAGGAGAUCCGCAAAAAGUUCAUGGAGCAGUACAAGAUAAAGGACAAAGAGCAAUUGGAACGUUUGCUUGAUGACAUUAAGAACCAUCGUCUCUCAAAGCGCGCGGCUGCUCGAGGGCUCGACUUGGAGUUCAGUGACGAGGAAGACGAGAUCUUGAUGGCAUACCGUCGUCAGAAGCGGGCGGAGCAAAUUGCCCGUAUGGCUGCUAAUCGUGACCAAUUGAAGAAGUUGGCCAGCGACAAGCAACACGCGUUCUUCACCACAAUUGAGGAACCUCAAAGUGUCAUCACUAUCGACUCAGAUGAAAACUCGCUGACCCCGCUGGACGACGAUGACGGGUCUCAACUCAAACGUAAGAUGAUCAUCAAGGAAGACUUUGUUCAAAAGCAGUUGUCGUUCUUGAGCGCUAAACGUGACGACUACACUCAACUUAACGCUCUCGCUAAAUUACAGCACGGGUUCAUUGAUGAUGACGGAGCGAUUGAGGAUAUUUCUGUUCUCAAAUCAAAGUGUAUGAGUCACUUGGCGUCGCAACUGCGCAAGCGCAGUAUCGCUGAAGUUGAAGAAGGUGGUGACACUGACGCUGAUGACGACGAUGAUGAUCAGUUUGUCCAACUUAAGCGUCCUCUGAUGGUGCAACUGUUCCGCAAGACUAGUCCUGAUCAAGUGAUCAUCAAUGAGGGGAGACCGACUUUCCUGGGAGUCACCGUCAAUAAGCAAUUCAAGGCCGCUGCUGGGUCCAAGGCUUCUAUCUCAUACAUGUCCAAGCAACAAGCUCUGGCCAAGGUGUCGUUGAAGCUGGCCAAACAGGAAAUGAUAGAACGGUCUGUGUUGAAGCUGAAACAAAACAGAAGCAAUUUGUUCACUAGUCUGGGUUUCGAUUAA
Molecule: messenger RNA, 3063 nt
Organism: Diutina rugosa
Lineage: Eukaryota; Fungi; Ascomycota; Pichiomycetes; Serinales; Debaryomycetaceae
Gene: GIN1
Product: chromatin-modulating protein
Exons: 1
Coding region: 1-3063 (1020 amino acids)
Source: RefSeq, a predicted model, not a curated record